Tilletiopsis washingtonensis is the source of this 795-nucleotide messenger RNA. RefSeq lists its product as hypothetical. The transcript has a single exon. The record is from RefSeq and is a predicted model, not a curated record. Lineage: Eukaryota; Fungi; Basidiomycota; Exobasidiomycetes; Entylomatales. Bases 98 to 748 code for a protein of 216 amino acids.
CUCAACGAGCAAGCCAGCACAUGUGCCAGCACGCCACGCCGUCCAUUCUUCGUCCACGCGCCAGCUGUCAGGACGACGAUUCAGAGCUCACUGAAGCAUGUGCCUCCGAGCACGAGCGCGAGAUCCUACCACCGACAGACGUCAUAGCGCCGUGCCAGCCGUGCAGCGAGAGCCUCCGUGCUACGUUCCGGUGGCGCACGCACAUGCGACUGCGUCAGGAGUGCAGCCAGGCCGUUCUCUCCACACGAUCGCAGGGCGCGGCUGGCGAGGACGACAUGCCAGGGUCUGUCAUGCCAUCACUGCGACUGUGGCGGGAGCCGAGCAUCUCGGGCUUGCGCUCGCUGGCAACGAGCCGCAAGGCAAGUCGCAAGGCAAGUCGCAGCGCUCGCCCAUCCCACGUGCGCCGCGGGAGCGAGAGCAAUGCGCGCAGGAGAGCGAGGGUAGUGUCCGGAGUGCGCAUCAUGGCUCUCCACUCAUCUUCGCCCCUUCGUGCUCCACCUGCCGGCUGGCGCGCCACGCCGCGCACGCCGACUCCGCUCGCAGCUCCAUGACGAAGAGGAUGGCUCAACGAUGGAAUUGUACAGCAUGCCGGUGGUGGUGCUCCCUCGCUUGCAGCGGCGCCGCGGCUCCCUGGCGAGCGGGCGGGCGUGUGAAGCGCAAGCUUUUGGGACGAGGCAUGACGGCGAAGCAGAGUCUCUCGAGCAAGGAUCAGAUUGCGUGCGAGAAAAUCAGGCCGAGAUGGAGGUGAGGAGAUCCGAGUCGCCGGCGUCAAGGACCGUCAUGACACUGCGAGGA